UUUUUAUCUCCAUCUGCAGAUCCCCUCUUCGCCUUCGCAGUCGCAGACUUUCUUCGUUCACAGAAGACAAACUUGGCAUCCCCUAAACCCCUAGAUUGUCAAAUCCUUGGUAAGGAUGCUUUGAUACUGGUAAUUGGAAUCCCAAACAAGCUCUGUUUGGGAAGGAAUUUCAACAACGAUGGGUAUCUGCACCUCCAAACCCUCUUCCCCAAGCUCCCCUAAUCUUUCUCCUCCUAAAACUAUAUCAGCCAAGAAUGACGAUAACGGGAAUAGUGCAGUCCCUGUCAACGUUAUUGGCGGGAACUCCGGCGACGGAGAUGAUGUGAACAGAAAAGAUCUAACUAAAGAGUUGGAGAAUGUGAAGAAAUCUCCCUUUUUUCCAUUUUACAGUCCCAGCCCGGUGCACUACUUCUUCUCGAAAAAGUCGUCGCCGGCGAGAUCUCCCGCGCCGGGGAAUGCGAGCGCAAACUCGACGCCCAAGCGGUUCUUUAAGAGGCCGUUCCCGCCGCCUUCUCCGGCGAAGCACAUAAGGGCUGUGCUGGCGCGAAGACAUGGAACGGUCAAGCCCAAUGAGGUGGCGAUACCGAAGGGAAGUGAGGUGGAGGGAACGGGGCUUGACAAGAGCUUUGGGUUCUCGAAGAACUUUGAGAGUAAGUAUGAGCUCGGUGAGGAGGUUGGGAGAGGACAUUUUGGGUACACAUGCAAAGCGAGUUUUAAGAAGGGAGAGCUCAAGGGGCAAGAGGUAGCGGUGAAGAUAAUACCUAAAGCGAAGAUGACCACUGCUAUCGCCAUAGAGGAUGUGAGAAGAGAAGUCAAGAUAUUAAGAGCUUUGACUGGACAUAAUAAUCUUGUACAAUUCUACGAUGCAUAUGAAGAUCAUGAUAAAGUCUAUAUAGUAAUGGAGUUGUGUGAAGGAGGAGAACUCUUGGACAGAAUACUGUCUAGGGGUGGAAAAUACACAGAAAUCGAGGCUAAGGCUGUCUUGAUCCAGAUUUUGAACGUUGUUGCAUUUUUCCAUCUUCAGGGUGUGGUGCACCGUGAUCUAAAACCAGAAAACUUUUUGUUCACGUCGAAGGAUGAAAACUCGCAUUUGAAGGCAAUUGAUUUUGGCUUGUCUGAUUUUGUGAAACCUGAUGAAAGGCUCAAUGACAUUGUUGGUAGUGCAUACUAUGUGGCACCUGAAGUUCUACAUAGAUCUUAUAGUACGGAAGCUGAUGUAUGGAGCAUUGGUGUAAUCGCAUAUAUUCUGUUGUGUGGCAGCCGUCCAUUUUGGGCCCGCAGCGAGUCUGGCAUCUUUCGCGCUGUUCUUAAAGCUGAUCCAAGUUUUGAAGACACACCAUGGCCUUCUCUAUCAUCCGAGGCAAAAGACUUUGUGAAACGCUUGCUAAAUAAAGAUCCAAGAAAAAGAUUGACUGCUGGUCAAGCUUUAAGUCAUCCGUGGAUAAAGAAUUCUAAUGAUGUAAAAGUGCCUCUGGAUAUACUGAUAUUCAAGCUCAUGAAGGCUUAUAUGCGUUCUUCAGCUCUUCGGAAGGCUGCCCUACGGGCUCUGUCUAAAACAUUGACGGUAGAUGAGCUAUUUUAUUUGAAGGAGCAGUUUGCAUUAUUGGAGCCAAACAAAAAUGGAACUAUAAGCUUAGAAAACAUUAAGGCGGCCUUGAUCAAACAUGCAACAAAUGCAAUGAAAGAUUCUCGCACUCCUGAUUUUUUAGCUUCGCUUAAUGCCCUUCAAUACAGAAGAAUGGAUUUUGAAGAAUUUUGUGCAGCAGCACUAAGUGUCCAUCAGCUGGAAGCACUUGAUCGAUGGGAGCAACAUGCUCGCUGUGCGUAUGAGCUUUUUGAGAAGGAUGGAAACAGGGCCAUAAUGAUUGAGGAACUAGCUUCUGAGCUUGGUCUAAGCCCUUCGGUUCCUGUUCAUGCUGUUCUACUCGAUUGGAUUAGGCAUACUGACGGGAAGCUGAGCUUCCUCGGGUUUGUCAAAUUAUUACAUGGUGUCUCCAGCCGUAACCUCGCUAAAGCUCAAUGAAAGGUUCGAGAAUCAUCAAGAUGAGUUUGUCAAUCUUAUCUUAUCUGUUUUGGCAAAUAAAGCCGCUGGCAAGGGAUGGCUUGUAAAACUUGCAGACUACAGAGGCAUAUUCCCUCAAGACAUUCAUGCCCACCUUACAGAAUAGAGUCUGGUAGUGUUUUCCUCAUUCACAGCGUCAACAUCCUUAUACACGUAUAAUUUGGAAUUAUGUUAACCUUGUCUUCUCGGCUUGAUGAAGAUCUAUCACUCGAAAUUCCCAUUGUAAAGCUGAAUCUAGAUGUCAGUAGUUGUGGUGAGAACAUUUCUGAGCUGAGCUGUUUGCUGAACAUGAUUUUUCUGACCCUUUGUACUUGUCGAAUACUUCUCCAUUGUUUGUAUAAUCCAGUAUAGUGAGUUUUAUUUUUUUAAUGUUCUUCCUUGAUUGUACUUGCUGAAAUUUAGUUGUAUAUCACCACAGACUUGAUUGCGCUA
Messenger RNA from Tripterygium wilfordii, 2494 nucleotides. Its product is annotated as CDPK-related kinase 5-like. The record is from RefSeq and is a predicted model, not a curated record. Gene Ontology annotation, biological process: intracellular signal transduction; peptidyl-serine phosphorylation; protein autophosphorylation. Gene Ontology annotation, cellular component: nucleus; cytoplasm. Gene Ontology annotation, molecular function: calcium-dependent protein serine/threonine kinase activity; calcium ion binding; ATP binding. The transcript is spliced from 11 exons. Lineage: Eukaryota; Viridiplantae; Streptophyta; Magnoliopsida; Celastrales; Celastraceae. The coding region runs from base 179 to 2023 and encodes 614 amino acids.